This is a messenger RNA of Aspergillus nomiae NRRL 13137, 1791 nucleotides long. RefSeq names its product GNAT family N-acetyltransferase. Lineage: Eukaryota; Fungi; Ascomycota; Eurotiomycetes; Eurotiales; Aspergillaceae. The transcript has 2 exons. Gene Ontology annotation, molecular function: acyltransferase activity, transferring groups other than amino-acyl groups. The record is from RefSeq and is a predicted model, not a curated record. The coding region runs from base 1 to 1791 and encodes 596 amino acids.
AUGACUACCAGUGAGGAGUCUGAUGUAGUCGUUCUUCAUCGUGGAGGCAAUACGAGCAGUACUGAUGCUGAAAUCACUCCAGUACCCCAAAAGGAAAAUAUUCACGAGACUCUCCCGUCCAUUCUGAGCCCUUCGCAGAUCAGACACGCAGGUGGUAAGGUAACAAGCAGCGUUCAACAGAAUAUUAGACAGAAAGUCACCCCAGCGAGUCGAAAAAAUUUCCCCACUGGCAACGAGCCUCUCCAAGAAGCGAGUCCAACUAGCUCAAAAGAAGAAGCGUUGGAGGAGCUUAGCCGCCUUCGGGCACAGAUAGUCCGGCAGGCACAUCUGGAUCGUUUUAAGGACCUUGACUACCCUACAGCCAACCCUGAGAUUCUCGAAAGAUGCAGAUCUGGUCCUGGAACCGACCCAAAUUCGGAGUUUUACCUAUCGAUUAAGAAGUGUCGUGUUGCUCCAAUACAAUCGGCAGGUGUCCGCUGUAUAACGGGCUUAACGUCUGGUAGUAUUCAUGAAACUAUUAAACCCAGCGUAUCGGGGGCCGAUGAAGUAGCUGCCCAGUGGGGAGACUAUGAGAGCAGUCCUACUGUCUAUCCCAUUGUUAAGGAUAGGGAGCUGAACUUGUCAUCUGAGCCAACUGAUGAACACAAACGUAUAUUAUCACAGCUUGCACAAACUGCUGGGCUUCAGGGUGGCACUGGAGGCCAGAAUACAGAGUCUGAGCAGGAGCGGAAACAUAGCUGGACAGAUAUUUAUUAUGCAAAUUGGGAGUAUUAUCCGCAUGCCUGCUCCUCCAGUUACGAGGCUUUUCGCGAUUGGUUCCGUCGUUGGCUCGACGGCACCAUUCAAAUUUGCUGCUAUGCCGAUAUCUACCACUAUGCUUUCUUUGAUGGGACGGCGCAUCCAGAUGGCAUACGCACCAUGUAUAUUCCAGACUUAGAGGAACAAACGACUCUCCUAGACAUGGAUGACAAAGAGUCGCUGCUCCAUUGCCAUGAAACCGUCCUAGGUUAUUGCCACAACUGGGAGCUUCACAAUAAAAAGGAGCGUGAUGAAGAGCAACUUCGAAGGAAAAUUACACGCGAGCAUUAUCUUGAAGGCUUGAGGAAUUUCCCACAGCCCAGCGCCAGUGUGCUUCAAGAGAACGUCUACCUGCGUCCUGUUGAAAUGGGUGAUGUCCCAGGACUCCUUGAAAUAUUCAACUGGUAUGCACACAAUUCUCCUUUGAGUACUUAUAUCGAACCACUUGAAGCUGGUGAUAUUCGCCAGUGUAUCGAUGACUGUACCGAGGAAAAACUGCCUUUUAUUGUUGCCGCGGAGCGCAGAAUCAGAGCAACGGCGAAUAAUAGUCCUCAAAAGAUUCUGGGCUAUGCACUGGCGACCGACUACAUAGGACGCAGAACUAGUGGCCGUUUUACAGCGGAGCUGGAGCUGUUUGUCAAACCUGGACACACCCACAAGGGUAUUGGAAAGUGCCUAAUGGAUAAGCUUCUCGAAGUGUGCGACCCUACCUACAUUCCGAAGCGUGGGUAUUUCUUCGAUUGCAAUACUGAAGACCGUACCGGCUACUGGUCAGGAGGUCAACGCAGACUUGGUCGCCUUCUUUUUGCCAUCAGCUACCCAUCUGACAAAAGAUCUACCUACAGCUGGGUUGAAGAAUGGCUCAGAAGGCAGUACGACUUUGAAGAACAGGGUCGACUCAAGGGUGCAAGAGUGAAAUUUAGCCAUUUUCUCAAUGUCACAUACCUUGUUCGAAACGUCGGUCACCACGCCGGCGAUAGGUUCGAUUCCUAA